GCAGAAGAAUAAAUUUCAGCGUCAUGCCAUAUCCGUGUCUUUUGAAUUUGGUCCGAUUAGUAGGAGGAACUAUGGUUAAACAUAUAGUUUCCCCUAUGCAGUUAACUGGUCGAGGUGCGAUUCAUGUACCAGCGAGAGUGUGUUCGGCAUACGAGGAAGCUAUAUCUGCCCUAAAUGAUCUUCAAAGUAAUGCAGCAGUUUUAGAAAAAGCUAGAAGAGAAAAGAGUAGUAAUGCCCACAAAAAUAUCUUGGCUACUGCAAAAUGGUUGGAAAAGUUAAACAUAUCUGUUGGUGAUCUAGACGAACUGAAUAUCAUUCAUGUUUCGGGGACGAAAGGAAAAGGUUCUACAUGUGCCUUUACUGAAAGUAUUCUUCGUCAUCAUGGUCUGAAAACUGGAUUUUACAGCUCACCCCAUUUGAUUGCUGCUCGUGAAAGAAUACGAAUCAAUGGAGAACCUCUAUCAAAACAAACAUUUGCGUCUUACUUUUGGGAUGUUUAUACCAAGCUCCAGAAAAAGGAUGGUAAAGAGGAAGAAAUGCCAACCUAUUUCAAGUUUCUGACUGUCAUGGCAUUCUAUGUUUUUUUGCAUGAAAAGGUGGAUGUUGCAGUUAUUGAAGUUGGAGUUGGUGGCUUGUACGAUUGUACAAAUGUCAUUCGGAAACCAACCGUUGUUGGUGUAACAUCACUUGGUUUUGACCACAUUGGUGUACUUGGAGAUUCAAUUGAGAAGAUAGCUUUGCAGAAAGCUGGAAUCUUUAAACCCAAUAUUCCAGCAUUUACUGUUCCACAAAUAGAAGGUGCUUUGCCAGUUCUUCACCAGAGGGCACUGGAAAUAGGAUGUUCCCUGCAUGUUGUUCCACCAAUGGAGACGUACGAGUGGUCAACAUACCCAGUCGAGCUUGGAAUACCUGGAGCUGUUCAGAGCAUAAAUGCUUCACUGGCUCUACAGUUAACAAAAAUGUGGUUAAAUCAGAGAAGUAAAUAUGAAACAGAACAGUUGCCGAUUCCUGAUGGAACUGGCAAAACUCCGUCACUUCCAGCAGAUAUGGAGAACGGUUACCACUUUACUCCACCAUUAGCCAUACCAUUUAAAGUAACAUCUCUGUUUGCUAAUGGUUUACAACAGUGUGUUUGGCCAGGAAGAUUUCAAGUAUUAAAAAGAGGUUCAACUACGUAUUAUCUUGAUGGAGCACACACGGGAGAAAGCAUGGAGGCUUGUAUUCGCUGGUUCAAGGAAGAAUGUGCCAAUGAAGAGAAGCGAACAAGGGGUUCUGUAUUUAGGGUGUUGCUGUUUAACUGUACAGGAGAAAGAAAAGCGGAAACACUACUUGCUCCCUUAACUAAUAAAUGUUUUGACUUAGCAGUAUUCUGUCCAAAUAAAGUUUUCAUAACCAAGGACUGUGCUUCGGAUCAAAGUAACUUCACAGUUGAUCCCCAACAAGAGAUGCACCAGUGUGAGGUAAACAUGAAAGUUUGGUGUCAUAUGCUGAGCAGUAUCAGAGAAGAGAAGAUAGCUGCUAAUCCCAGUACCUCAGAAUAUCACUCGUCUAGCAUUCAUGCUAACAUUGACAUGGAUUGUGUCAUCUUUCCUUGCAUCUUGGAUGCCUUAUGUUGGUUAUCUCAGGGUCGUGAAACUACCUUUCAAAGUGAACUCUGUGAAUUUAAACACAUUGUUCCUCCAGCUAAACUGAUGGAAGCUUCCCAAUUACAGAUAUUGGUAACAGGAAGCUUGCACCUGGUAGGGGGUGUUCUAGCAGUUAUCGAUCCAGAAAUUUCUUGUCAGUCUAAAUGUGUAGUUAAUGGUGUUUGAUAACAUUUAAUUCUAAAAAAUAAUGAUGCUCGUAAUUUAGUUACAUGCAUAUAACCAUUACUGAAUGAUCUUGACAGUUUAUUCAACCUUUGCAAUUAGUACCAUUUUAAAAUCGUUUGUACAGUUUUUUGUAAUACAUCACUUGAACCACUGUCAUCUGUUUAUUGUGUGGAUUUAAAGUUGAAAUUUAUCUAAUGUUUUAUCAAAUGUUUUUUUUUCCAAGUUUUCUGGUGCUUAUGGUACUUAUAUUAAAACCACCAUGAUCUUUAUUUAUGUUUGCCUUUAUAAUAGUGAAAUUAUAACUUGCUGGACACUUGUAAUACAUAAUAAUAGUGGAAGAGUUUAGAGGGUAAUGUAAAGAAGAAGAAAAAAUCCAUUCCACAAUUUCUUAAUUUAAAUCUUUGCUUGUAUGGCAAAAAGCAGAAGGCUUUCGUUUGGAAAGGGGUGUUAUAACAGUUUUUGAACCUGAACAUUUUUCUUGUUCUAGAAUAUGUAGCUAGUGUUUUUAGUUUAAUAUAAAAAAAAAAUUCUAAAGAAGAGGAGUAAAUAAAAUUUAUGUACGUGUAUUCAAAAUAACUCAAUAAUCUUAACAUUAGUAAAUUUAACUUUGACAGUCAGUAGCAUUUGAAAUUACUACGAUGCUCCAAGUCAUUUGCUAUUUUGAGAUUAUAAUUCUAACUUUAAAGAUAGACUUGCAGAAGUAGAACAUUUAGUACUGCCAGCUAAGCUAAUGAAAGCUUCACAAAAUACUUAUAUAAGGCUAAAAUUAAUAUUAAGAAAAAAAUAAUUUUUACAGGUAUGUGUUCAUAGUCAUUGUUUAUGAAAAUAGCAGCUAGACCAUUAAUGAGCUAAUUGUAUUGGGUAAAAGGCCUUGUGUGGACUGCGUAUGGCAGAUUUAGUGUGCUUGACUUAUAAUGUUCUCCUUUGUAUUCACUUGUGGGCUCUUGGAAGUUACAUGAUAAAUUUAUAAAUUCCCUUCUUUAACAGUUUUAUGACCAUUGGAGCUAUAGCUAAGGGUAUUUUUGGGUUUUACUGUGAACAUACAUAAUUAAACAAAAUAAAUAAAAGUAAUGGAAUUUAAAGCCAAACUUGUAAGUAAUUGUUCUAUAACCACAAUAAUAGAAUGCAUUAUUUACCAACUGACUUGUAACUCUUAUUAAUAAUAAACCUUCCACCUUGAAAUUAAAAUUGAAUGAAGAAAAGUUAACAGUUCUGUUCUUUUUGACCAGUUUGCAUUUUCUGUGUGAUUCAGUCUUACAAUUUAAUUUGAGUUUUUUUACGUAUAUAUUUAUUGUUAUUCUUGCAUUUAUACAGCAGGGAUUGUUCAAAAAGCAUAACUUGUGAAAGAAAAAAAAUUUGCUACCAAGGGAGAACAACUUCUCAUAAAGUAGCAGUCACUCUCCUUAGCUUGUGUGUUUUUUAAAGAUUUAUAAUUGUGUUAACUGCGUAUUCCUAUGAUCGUAAAUGUCCAGGUUACAUACAGAACGUAAUUGAGUUAUUUUACAUAGGACCUAUUGCUUCCAAAAGAUAAAAGCUUAUAUUUUGUACUCAUGAUAAAGCUAAUUAAUGCAUCAAUUCACAUACGUGUUGAUCAAAUUAUCAUUAACUAUAUGAAAAAAAACAACUGGAGUGUGCUGUGAAAGUUCAUGUAAAAUGUAUGUGUCAUACACACAAAAUUAACGAACUCGGAUUGAGGUUUAAAAUAUGUACUUCAUGCAAGAAAAGAUAAAUGAUGGAAAGAGAUUGAUAUAUAUAGAUUGACAUUCAAUCUGUGUCCGUACUGAUGUUGCAUAUGAUUGAUGGCAUUAUCUAUACUAGAUAUUGUAUGUUGUUAUGUUUCACAGAAAUUAAAUUUUCCCUAAAUUGGGGAAAUUUUCUCAUUCAAAUUUAACGAGUUGUAUCUUAUUAAAAUUAUUAAGAAAUUUUCAAGAGGUUGUUUCUUGUGGAUCUUAAACAAAUGCAAAUCGCAUAAAAUGUUGUUAUAUUUGGUACACUGUAAAUAAAACAAAAUAUUGAGUUUUGAGUACACUUUACUUGUCGAUUUAAUAACCUCAAUUGAUUUAGGUAUGUGAAUAAUGUUAAAACAUUUCAUCGAAUAUAUUAUUUGAUAUUAUACAGUGGACCAACUCUUUAAUGAUUGUGCAUAUGUAAAAUAUUUCUUUUCAUUUUCCACCAUUUUUCAUAAUGCAUUUUUUUGAUUGGCUGUACCCCUUUGAUGUAGAGGCAUAAAGCAUUCUUUGAUUGGCUGUACCCUUUGCUGUGGACUGCAAUUCUUCCUAUUCAAGGCUCAUCAGCACAUCUUGGGUCAGCAAACCAAAGAAAUACCACUAGGUCUUUACAUCACAGAUUCUUUUUUUCAUUUUCACCUCUGGUGAAAAA
Messenger RNA from Limulus polyphemus (Atlantic horseshoe crab), 4190 nucleotides. RefSeq names its product folylpolyglutamate synthase, mitochondrial-like. Gene Ontology annotation, biological process: tetrahydrofolylpolyglutamate biosynthetic process. The transcript is spliced from 12 exons. Gene Ontology annotation, molecular function: tetrahydrofolylpolyglutamate synthase activity; ATP binding. Gene Ontology annotation, cellular component: mitochondrion; cytoplasm; cytosol. The record is from RefSeq and is a predicted model, not a curated record. The coding region runs from base 24 to 1811 and encodes 595 amino acids. NCBI's taxonomy places the organism in Eukaryota, Metazoa, Arthropoda, Merostomata, Xiphosura, Limulidae.